Molecule: messenger RNA, 1098 nt
Organism: Diprion similis
Lineage: Eukaryota; Metazoa; Arthropoda; Insecta; Hymenoptera; Diprionidae
Gene: Cyt-c1
Product: cytochrome c1, heme protein, mitochondrial-like
Exons: 8
Coding region: 36-956 (306 amino acids)
Biological process (GO): mitochondrial electron transport, ubiquinol to cytochrome c
Molecular function (GO): electron transfer activity; heme binding
Source: RefSeq, a predicted model, not a curated record
CUCGUGUUCUUUUGCAGUCUGCACCUACAGCCAAGAUGGCGGCAUCGUUGGGAAGGGUUUGUCGUUCGGGUCUUUUAAAAGCCAGUAAUGGUGCUCUAUUUAAUCAAGUCAGCACCUUCUCGACCGCCCGAGACUGGACUAGGGGGCGAAAAACGUUGCUAGCAUGCCUUGGCGCUGCCACAGGCGCUGCUGGAGCUUUGGUAUAUGCUUUGGAAAGUUCUGUCAAAGCUGAGGGCAUCGAACUCCACGCUCCAAAUUAUGCCUGGACUUUUUAUGGCCUCAUUAGCUCCAUGGAUCAUGCCAGCUUGAGAAGAGGUUGGGAAGUCUACAAGAAUGUCUGCUCCUCGUGCCACAGUCUCAAGUAUGUCGCAUUCCGUGAGCUCGUUGGCGUUACUCACACGGAAGCGGAAAUUAAGGAACUGGCUGCAGAAUAUGAGAUCAAAGAUGGUCCAAAUGACCAGGGAGAGUACUUCAUGAGGCCGGGCAAACCCUCGGAUCAUGUUCCUUCGCCGUAUCCCAAUGAGGAGGCUGCUCGAGCAGCCAAUAAUGGUGCUUAUCCACCAGAUUUGACGUAUAUAGUAAAUGCCAGACACAACGGAGAGAAUUACAUCUUUUCUCUAUUGACUGGGUACUGUGACCCGCCUGCCGGUAUCACUGUAGCGGACGGCCAGUAUUACAACCCUUAUUUCCUUGGUGGAGCUAUCGGUAUGGCACAGGUAAUCUAUGACGAGGUACUUGAUUUUGAAGACGGAACUCCAGCAACCGCAUCGCAGGUAGCCAAAGAUGUAGUCAGUUUCCUUCAUUGGUCGUCGAACCCGGAGCAUGAUACCAGAAAGCGAUGGUUUAUCAAGGCCAUAGGAAUCUGCACGUUAUUGCUUGCGAUUACUUAUUACAUGAAGAGACACAGGUGGACAACUAUCAAGAGUCGUAAGAUCGUCUUUGUGCCGAAAAAGUAGUAAAAUUUUUGCCGAAAUAAUAACACGAGUUAAAAUAAUUAGCCAAGAAAAAUUAUCUGAUCCCUCAUGAUAAAGGAGAAGUAGUUUUUUAUUUAAAACCGCAAGGAACAGAGACAAUUUUCGAUGUUAAACAGUCAAGAAA